This is a messenger RNA of Erinaceus europaeus (western European hedgehog), 6315 nucleotides long. RefSeq names its product WW and C2 domain containing 2 (gene WWC2). The record is from RefSeq and is a predicted model, not a curated record. The coding region runs from base 161 to 3451 and encodes 1096 amino acids. Gene Ontology annotation, molecular function: molecular adaptor activity; kinase binding. The transcript has 22 exons. Gene Ontology annotation, biological process: regulation of hippo signaling; cell migration; regulation of DNA-templated transcription. Gene Ontology annotation, cellular component: cytoplasm. Lineage: Eukaryota; Metazoa; Chordata; Mammalia; Eulipotyphla; Erinaceidae.
GACGAAGCCCCUGUCAUUUGCUGACUGUGUUGGGGAUGAGCUGCCCUGGGGAUGGGAGGCAGGGUUUGACCCUCAGAUCGGAGUCUACUACAUCGAUCACGUCAACAAAACCACGCAGAUAGAAGAUCCAAGGAAACAAUGGAGGGGGGAGCAGGAGAAGAUGCUCAAGGACUACCUGUCGGUAGCACAGGACGCUCUCAGGACACAGAAGGAGCUGUACCAUGUGAAGGAGCAAAGACUGGCUUUGGCCCUAGACGAAUACAUGCGGUUAAAUGACGCCUACAAGGAGAAGUCAAGUUCUCGCACAAGCUUAUUCUCAGGAUCUUCAUCCAGUACGAAAUAUGAUCCUGAUAUUUUAAAAGCUGACAUCUCCACCACACGAUUAAGGGUGAAAAAACUGAAGAGAGAACUCUCCCAAAUGAAGCAAGAAUUGCUCUAUAAAGAACAAGGCUUUGAAACGUUACAACAAAUUGAUAAGAAAAUGUCUGGAGGUCAGAGUGGCUAUGAGCUUAGUGAAGCCAAAGCCAUUCUAACUGAACUGAAGUCGAUCAGGAAGGCAAUUAGCUCAGGGGAGAAAGAAAAACAAGACCUGAUGCAGAGUCUUGCGAAGCUGCAGGAGCGGUUUCAUUUGGAUCAGAGCAUCGGCAGAUCUGAGCCGGACUUGAGAUCCAGUCCUGAGAACUCUCAUUUAUCUCUCUCUAGACAGACCCUAGAUGCUGGGUCUCAAACAAGCAUUUCUGGAGAUAUUGGAAUGAGAAGUAGAUCAAAUUUAGCAGAAAAGGUCAGGCUGAGCCUCCAGUAUGAAGAAGCCAAAAGAAGUAUGGCCAACCUAAAAAUUGAGCUGUCAAAACUGGAUAGUGAAGCUUGGCCUGGGGCAUUAGAUAUUGAGAAGGAGAAGCUGAUGCUAAUUCAUGAAAAAGAAGAGCUUUUGAAAGAACUUCAGUUUGUCACCCCACAAAAACGCUCUCAAGAUGAACUCGAGCGCCUGGAAGCUGAGAGGCAGCGACUGGAGGAGGAGCUGCUAUCCGUGAGGGGUGCACCUAGCCGGGCUCUGGCCGAGAGAUUGAAACUAGAAGAACGAAGGAAAGAGCUACUCCAGAAACUUGAAGAAACUACUAAACUAACUACUUAUUUGCAUUCACAACUUAAAAGCCUCUCGGCCAGCACACUGUCCAUGUCAUCAGGGAGCAGCCUAGGCUCCCUGGCCUCCAGCCGGGGUUCUCUGAACACAUCAAGCAGAGGCUCACUCAAUUCCCUGAGUUCCAGUGAGCUCUACUACACCAGCCAAGGGGACCAGCUGGACACCGACUACCAGUACAAACUGGAUUUCCUGCUGCAAGAGAAAGGGGGCUACAUCCCCUCAGGACCCAUCACAACCAUCCUUGAGAAUGAAGUGGCCAAGUCCCCCAGCCCAACAGGACAGAGUGGUCCCUGUGGGCCACCAGCUGCCAGUGGCAACACGCCCCUCCUGACCGAGGCCCCCAAGUCUGUGACUUCCCUGUCCUCCCGCUCCUCACUCUCCUCUCUGUCCCCUCCUGGGUCCCCAUUGGUGUUAGAAGGCACCUUUCCUCUGUCCUCCCCGGAUGGUCCACUCCACCAGUUCACAACUGACUUUGAGGACUGUGAAUUGAGCAGCCAUUUCGCUGACAUUGGCCUUGGGGAAAGUCAGAUACUACUGGACUCAGAUGUAGGAGGAGUCUCCCAACCUCUUCUAGAGGAGAAGGACCUUCCUGGAGGCACCAGCGAACCAUUGUAUGGAGGGACUGCAGAUGUGGAAAAAUCAUUACCUAAGAGAAGAGGAAUCCACUUGCUGGGGGAGAAGACUGCAUGUGUGUCAGCUGCCGUAUCUGAUGAGUCCGUGGCUGGAGACAGUGGGGUCUAUGAGGCUUUCGUGAAACAGCCCAGCGAGGUUGAAGAUAUUCCAUAUGGUGAAGAGGACACUGCUGUCCUAGAGACUGCCCAGGUGCAGAUCGGACUCAGAUAUGAUGCAAAAAGGUCAAGUUUCAUGGUGAUUAUGGCACAGCUCCGAAAUCUUCAUGCUUUCUUGAUACCUCAUACUUCAAAAGUGUAUUUUAGGGUUGCUCUGCUUCCCUCCUCAACUGAUGUCAGCUGUCUGUUUCGAACAAAAGUCCAUCCAGCCACAGAGUCCAUUGUAUUCAAUGAUAUGUUCAGAGUGGCUAUCUCCCAAGCAGCCUUGCAGCAAAAGACACUGAGAGUCGAUCUCUGUUCUGUUAGUAAACACCGAAGAGAAGAAUGUUUGGCUGGAACUCAGAUUAGUCUGGCAGAUUUACCAUUUUCCAGUGAGAUUUUCACACUAUGGUAUAACUUGCUUCCUUCUAAACAAAUGCCUUACAAGAAGAAUGAAGAAGAAAAUGAGGACUCUGUUUUUCAACCAAACCAGCCAUUAAUAGAUGCCAUAGACUUGGAUGCAGUGUCAGCCCUACUUGCAAGGACUUCUGCUGAGCUCCUGGCUGUGGAGCAAGAAUUAGCACAAGAGGAGGAAGAGGAAGAAGAACUAGAGCAGGAAGAAGAGCACAGGGGUCCAGAUGGAGACUGGUUGACAAUGCUAGAAGAAGCCUCUGAUGAGCUGGGGUCUGCUGAAGAACCAAAAGUUAACUUAUCAGAGAGCAGCCGCUGCACAGAGGACACAAGUUCAUGCCUGAACAUCCCUGAAAUGAAUGAAGGCUCCAGUAGGAGAGAAAGCAGCUGUGCCAAGGACCUUGGCAGCCAGCUGCCUGCUGGAGCACCCACCCUGGUUGAUAAAGAGACCAACACGGAGGAGGCAGGUAAUGCCGGGCUGGCGGUUCGCCCCAAAGACCGCAAUGGCCUGAGUGCUCGACAGCGCCCCCUUGUGCGGAGCAGCGUGAUCGUGCGCUCGCAGACCUUCUCUCCCGGAGAGCGGAACCAGUACAUCUGCAGGUUAAAUCGAAGUGACAGUGACAGUUCCACCCUGGCUAAAAAAUCGUUGUUUGUGAGAAACUCUACAGAACGACGUAGCUUGAGGGUGAAAAGGACGGUGUGCCAGCCAGUCCUUCGAAGAGCCUCCCAGGAGUGCCCGGUGCGCACCUCACUGGACCUAGAACUGGACCUCCAGGCCUCUCUGACUCGGCAGAGUCGCCUCAAUGAUGAACUCCGAGCUCUUAGGGGCCUGAGGCAGAAGCUAGAGGAACUGAAAGCUCAGGGAGAGACUGACCUUCCCCCUGGGGUGCUGGAAGAUGAGCGAUUCCAAAAGCUCCUGAAACAAGCUGAGAAGCAGGCUGAACAGUCAAAAGAAGAACAGAAGCAAGAUUUGAAUGCAGAGAAGCUGAUGAGGCAAGUCUCCAAAGACGUGUGCCGCCUGCGGGAACAAAGCCGGAAGGUUCCUCGGCAGGUACAGUCUUUCAGGGAGAAAAUUGCCUACUUCACCAGAGCCAAGAUAAGCAUCCCGUCCCUGCCGGCAGAUGACGUGUGAUGAUGUCAUUUCAGCAAGUCCUUCGCACCUGUUCAUGUCUCAGAGAGGACAAAGGACUGGACUUUUUGUUGGGGUGGGGGGAGGUGGGGCCAGGGGUUUGUAAUAUACAGCUCUCAACUCUUAAAGAGCUUUGAUUUCACAUCAGAUUUUCCACAUGUUCAUUUGUAAAGUACUUUGAAUGUAAUUCUCAUAUGUUUUUAAAAAAGAAAAAGAAAUCAGAUAACCAAAAUGGGAUGUCCUGGUACACAGUUCUUAGACAGUCUGUGUGUUCCCAGGGGGUGGGGGGGGGGGGGGGCUGCGCUGUGUACACAUGAAAUAAGAGGCAGGAUGCAGUGGAUAACUGCUGGGACCAAUUGCUGAGAAACCACUUGGUCCAGCAGUAAGGUGACUGGCUAUUUCCUUUGUUUUCUGGCAAGUUGACUGUGAAGAUGGCAAGGACACCUUGGGGUGUUGUACUCAAAAACAACUCUUUAUGCUUGAACUUAACCUAGAGGGUAAGCGCCAGUGCAGAGAUCCAAGUCCACCCAAGACAGGUACUGUGUUCAUUUCCAUCACCUAGCUUGGAACACUUUGUCUCCUUAAAAUAAUGUCCCUUUUGUUCUUUUCUUUGGGUCUAAAGAAAAACAAACAAACAAAUAAAAUACCCAAGGCAAGAAUCUCAAGAGUUCAGAGGAGCAGUCCUCCUGGAGGUGGCGCUAAAGACCUUGUGAUUUAUGACAUUGGGGACUGGGGGUUGGCAAAAGCAGUGACCCUGAAAGACUCUAAAAUGAACUCAUCACUGAGCAGCUGCUUCUAAAGCAGUCAGCCAGAAUUUUUUGGAGUGCUCAAAUGUGAGUUCCUGGCUUGUACCAAUACUCUUUUAUUUUCUCUCUCUCUCUUUUUUUUUUAUUUGUUAAUACUAUUUGCUUCUAGAACUGAGGGUAGUUUCAUAUAGGAGACUGUGUGGUCCCAGGUCCCAAAAGCAGACAAUAAUGGUAAUGUGGAGAAAAAUAUAACCAGAAAUCAUGGGUGAAACCAGGAAUAAAGGAAAAGGUCUCUUGACUGAAUCAAAGUUGUCCAAAAUACAGAAAAGCAAAACACAAAAUCACGGCCUUAAAUAGAUUUCUUACGUUUGCUAGAAAUUCCUCAGCAGAUCUCGUUAUUAAGGGACCCUAUCUCUAACUUGUGGCAAAGAGUCGGGAAGUAAUGAGAAGAGCUUGUCUGAGGAGGCUGUUCAUUCGAAGUAUUGGCUAAGUUAAAAAGGAAAAUUGUAGAUGAACGGGUUUAGAGACAUAAAUGGAUGAAAGUGACCUCUGGUAUAGAAUUAUAGCUUACCUCAUCCGGGCUCUUAAAAGAAACCAACUUUAGUGUAGCUAUACCAGCACAAAGGCAAUUAAAAAAGGAAAUAGUAUUCAUGCAAUUGAAAUCAAACUUAUCCCUGCUUAAGUUGGUGAUAACUGGGAGAGACAGUUCUGCUUAGCCAUCUUAUAGAGCAAAUGAAAUCUUCUUUUGUUUUGUUUUGUCCAAUGCAAAAAUCAUCUUAAAGGAAUGGGCCCUGUAAAAAGAAAAGGUUCUGUUCCUAAGUUAGACUUCUCAUUAGCAUGGCAUUUUAUUUUCCUGAAAGUAAUUAUACAUAUUUUGGGAAGUUCAUUUUUAUCAGAGUCAAAAUUCAAAUUAAGCAAUUUCUAAGCCUAGAACUUUAAUUACAUUUUCCCCACCAUGCCCCACCACUUAUAUACAAAAGUCUUUGAAGUUAUAACUGGACGUGACACUACUUUGAACAAAACCAGCCUAGUGAUUUGGCUGCCUGGUUGAUUCUAUAAAUUGACUAAGGAAAACUAGAAAAGGAGUCCCACUCAUCCUUGUCAAGGUCAAAUGUGAAAGACAGAAGUUUAUUUAAUGUAGAGUUAAAUGAAGGUCAGCUGUUUUUCAGCUUCUUAUUUUGACCAUGAAAAUGUUUAUAGAGUUAUGUGUAGUUGUGCCGUACGAUUUUAUUUUCUUCAUUUAUUUAUUUACGGUCUUAUUUAUGUUCUGUUUAAUAUAUAGUUCGGUUCUGGCCAUUUUUAAUGUUUGACAUAGAAGAGGCUAUAUUGGAAUAUUUACAGCUUUAUGAAUCUUCACCAGAUUAGCUGUUAACUUUUGUAAUACAAAAAAUUUUAAAUAAGCAUAAAAGAAUAAAACCUGUCUCAGGCUGGUAGUUAACAGUUGUGACCAAGAUGCUUUGGAUUUUCUUAUACAAAAUUUGCUCAUUUCUAACAUAAAAGACAAAUGUAUUUUACUAUCACCCUUUUCCACACUUUAAAAAUCAGCAAUAGUGUUAUGUAUUUAUAGGCAGCUUUUAACAAUCUUAUCAUAUUUGUACUAACCCCCAGUGAGUCACAGUAACAAAACAUUUUCAUAACUUGAUCACAAAACCAUAUGAACAACUAUGAAUUUUAGUAUUAUAAAUACUAUUUUUAAAAGGUAGAACUUAUUCUGCACAGGGUAAAAAUGUAAUAUUUAGUUCUCAAGUUUGAAUUAUCAGUAUGUUAUUACAAUUUUGUAUAUCAGAAUCUUAAGUGUUACAGGUACAAAAAGAAUAUUGCUAGCCAAAUGAACAAACUUUAGCUGAAUCGCUCUGUAGCAUGCAAAUCAAAUAAAUCUGAGAUUUUUUUUCUUUUGCUAUUACUUUAUAUUGUAUUAAAUAUCAAAAGCUCAGGACUGAACUAAAUAUUUAAUCAGGUUAAAUUCUGAAUAUGUUUCUGUUUUAAUUUGUCUUGUCUGUAAAAGUAUUGCAAAUACAUCACCCAGAUUAACUUCGGUUCUGCACUUUUCAUGUGUUUGUGGAUGGGAACAAAAAAUUCAGUGGGUCUUCUUUUUUAAACAAAGACACAUAUUGCUUACUA